Saccoglossus kowalevskii is the source of this 1106-nucleotide messenger RNA. Its product is annotated as ATP-dependent translocase ABCB1-like. Lineage: Eukaryota; Metazoa; Hemichordata; Enteropneusta; Harrimaniidae. Gene Ontology annotation, molecular function: ABC-type oligopeptide transporter activity; ATP hydrolysis activity; ATP binding. The record is from RefSeq and is a predicted model, not a curated record. Gene Ontology annotation, biological process: oligopeptide export from mitochondrion. Gene Ontology annotation, cellular component: mitochondrial inner membrane.
UGCUUUAUUGUGUUUACUAGGCUGCUGGUGUUCGUAUAGGAAUUAUGAUUCAGUCAGUAACCAACAUGGGUACUGGCAUCAUCAUAGCAUUUGUAUUUGGUUGGCAGAUGACCCUUAUUGUCUUAGCAUGUGUACCCUUCAUGGCAGUGGGGUCUGCUCUGCAGUUGAAUAUUCUUAAGGGAUUCACACACAAGGAUAAAGAAGCCUUGGAAGAGGCUGGAAAGAUUGCAUCUGAAGCCAUUGAGAAUAUCAGAACUGUUGUGUCAUUGAACAGAGAGAAGACUUUUAAUAAACUAUAUCAUGAUUCUUUAUAUCCACCAUAUAAAGCUGGUCUAAAAAAAGCUCAUGUCUAUGGAUUAAGUUUUGGUUUCUCACAGUGUAUGAUUUAUUUUGUGCACGCUGCAGCCUUUCGCUUUGGUGCCUGGAUGAUUGAAUUAGGAGAAAUGGAUUUUGAAGAUGUAUUUCUGGUUUUCUCUGCUAUUGCAUUUGGUGCCAUGGCAUUGGGUCAAGCCAGUGCGUUCGCACCUGAUGCAACCAAAGCUAAAUUUGCUGCUAAUAACAUAUUCUAUCUUUUGGACAAGGAAUCUGAAAUAGACAGUUCUAGCACAGAGGGACUCAAACCAGAAGUAUGUAACUCUGAAGUUGAAUUCCAGGCGGUUAAGUUCCGUUAUCCAACAAGACCAGAUGUACCAGUAUUAAGAGGAUUAGACAUGAAAGUAAAUCCUGACAACGUGUUGCACUGGUUGGUAGCAGUGGCUGUGGGAUAUGAGACAGGUGUAGGGGAUAAAGGAACUCAGUUAUCAGGUGGACAGAAGCAAAGAGUUGCCAUUGCCAGAGCUUUAGUCAGAAAUCCUAAGAUACUUCUACUGGAUGAAGCAACAUCAGCAUUAGAUACAGAAAGUGAAUCGGUAGUACAAGAAGCACUUGACAAAGCCAGCGUAGGUCGUACAUGUUUGGUCAUUGCCCAUCGUUUAUCAACUAUCCAAGAUGCUGACAAGAUUGUUGUUAUACAACAUGGUAAAGUAAUAGAAGAAGGCAAACACAAUGAUCUCUUGAACAAAGAGGGCGUUUAUUUCAGGUUAAACAACACACAAGUUAUGAACUGA